UUUCGAGUAGGGGGGGAUGGAGUAGUUGGGCAUGAAUGAAAUGGCAACAGCUUGAGCACCACGUCAUCAUAAAUAAUGCAGAUAUUUUUCCUGUAAUGGAGCUAUGACAAUAGAAAAGAACAGGUAGAACUAGGGUCGGCUAUGUAGGAGGCACCGAUACAAGUAUUGGGACGAAUUCAACUUUUGCUGGACAGUGCAUCAUCUGAGACAACGGAUAUUCAUCAUCAGUGGACUCUGCAAACAUCACAAAUGCUGAUGGUUCUCUACGUAUAUUUGUAUAGAAUCAACUUUGAUGAAUGAGAUUGCGUAGUGUGUGAUGAGUAACUGAUUGAUGCAUUUAUGUAGUAAACACUCAAGUCAGCAUCUCACUACGUACUUGAUAGCUCAGAUUCCGACAGCCAUGUUUCAUCAGGACUAGUCACCGAGCUGACCAUAUGUUAGCAUUACAGCAAGGCCAAGCGUCGAUUUAUUCAUUAUCCAACCAGGCGGAACGCUUCUUACCGGCACUCAUUACAGUGGAUGUCAUUGAUAUACUCACAGACUGGUCCUAUUAACUGAAAUCAAAGAAUUGUUACCUCCACCAUGGGGAACCCUACUGAGUACAACGCACAUGACUUAAGCAAACUUAAAGAGAGAUGCGAUAUUAUCUUCAAUGCGGAUCCAUCUCAGUACAUGACAGACCCUAGCAUCAUUCGUUUCCUGAAAGCUUUCAAGACUGUAGAUGACUCUUUUGCAGCCAUCUUAAAGUGCAACAAAUGGAGGAAAGAAUAUGGAGUAGAGGCCAUCAACCCAGCAGCGUGUCCAGAGGUUCAAUCCGAAUUAAACACAAAAAAAGUGGAAUUACUUAAACACCGUGAUCGACAUGGAAGACCCAUGAUUAUGCUAAGGGUAAGGAAUCACAAAGUUGCUGAGAGAAAUACUGAAGAUUUGACAAAGUGCAUGGUUUAUAUAUUGGAAACAGCGUGCAAAAAAUGCAAUGAGGACGUGAUAGACAAUGUCUGCGUGUUGUUUGAUAUGCGUAAAUUCAGCCUUGCCAGUAUGGAUUAUGAGUUUGUUAAGACAUUGAUAUGGCUACUAUCUACACGGUAUCCUGAGAGGCUUGGUGUAUGUCUUGUUAUCAAUUCUCCAGUGGUCUUCCAGGGAUGCUGGGCUAUCAUUCGACCAAUGAUGAGUGACUUCACAGCCCAGAAGGUUGUGUUCAUCAACGAUGAGAUGGCAUUAGCCAACUACCUCUGCCCAGAUGCCCUGCCUGAUAAUCUCUUUGAGGAGCUUUAGCCUAGUCAUACUCCUAGCUGACAGACACCAUCCUCCUACAACACUUAUUGGACAAUAUGUAGCCUAUGUUCUCGUAAGAUCAAACUUCUUUCUUCUAAUAGAUUGACAUAAUUGACAGUGUACAUGUUAUACAUAGUAAACCUGGGUGACUAGUGCGACUAGUGUUGAAGUCACGACUAUUGAUUGUUGAGACGAGUCGCGAAUACCGUUUCUCAACUACUCGGUCAAUUGUGCCGCCACGACUAGUAUACAAUAUUGACUGGCAAUGAGGUAACUAGUAUACGUCUAUUUCCCCGAGGGACUUUG
Asterias rubens (European starfish) is the source of this 1581-nucleotide messenger RNA. Its product is annotated as CRAL-TRIO domain-containing protein C3H8.02-like. NCBI's taxonomy places the organism in Eukaryota, Metazoa, Echinodermata, Asteroidea, Forcipulatida, Asteriidae. The coding region runs from base 583 to 1275 and encodes 230 amino acids. The transcript is spliced from 7 exons. The record is from RefSeq and is a predicted model, not a curated record.